Molecule: messenger RNA, 2053 nt
Organism: Andrographis paniculata
Lineage: Eukaryota; Viridiplantae; Streptophyta; Magnoliopsida; Lamiales; Acanthaceae
Product: probable glucuronoxylan glucuronosyltransferase IRX7
Exons: 3
Coding region: 242-1585 (447 amino acids)
Molecular function (GO): glycosyltransferase activity
Source: RefSeq, a predicted model, not a curated record
CAAAACCGAGACAAAGGGCUAUGUCCAUUCUGCACCAUCAAAAACUGCAGCUCGAAAUUUUCUCCCCAAAAAUUUUUCCCCCUUUCUUCAUCGCCAAAAAUUGUCGAAGUCGGAGAAUCUUAGGUCGAAAUUUUUGUUGUUGUUGAGGAGGAAACGAUCGAAACGUCGGACAGGAUGAAGAAAUUAAGCUCUGUUCGGGAGGUUUAAGAUUUGAGAAUCGAAGAAAUUUGGUGUUGCAGAGAUGCCGGAAAUCCAAAGGCCUGUUAAGACAAGAGGCUUCUAUGUCCGAAUGAAGCUCUCCAAUGGCGGACAGAGGCAUACGAGGAAUUCAGCGAAGCAGUUUUGUUACAGAUACUCGAAAUGGAUUCUGUGGUUUUCCAUCUCUCUGUAUUUCUUAUCCUCUUUCUUCAAUAAACCCUCGCCUUCCUUCUCCCGCACGAUUCUCCGACAUUCCGCCGCUUCCCGUGUCCUAAUCGAGGAAUCUUAUUACAACUCCACGUCGUCUCUCAGAUUUCCGAUGAAUGGAAUGAAGGUAUACGUGUACGACCUCCCGCCGGAGUACAACGCCGCCUGGCUGUCCGACCGGCGGUGCAGCCGCCACCUGUUCGCGGCGGAGGUAGCGAUUCACCGCGCGCUGUCGAGCAGCGAGUUUAGGACAUUAAAUCCUUUGGAUGCCGAUUUUUUCUUCGUACCUGUUUAUGUCUCGUGCAAUUUCAGCAAGGUUAAUGGUUUUCCGGCCAUCGGACAUGCCAGAGCUCUAAUGGCGGCCGCCGUCCGCCACGUGUCCGAACGGUUCCCGUUCUGGAACCGCAGCGGCGGCGCCGAUCAUGUCUUCGUGGCGUCGCAUGAUUUCGGGUCGUGCUUUCACACGAUGGAAGACGCCGCUGCGGCGGAAGGAGUGCCGGAGUUUCUUAAGAACUCGAUUGUUUUGCAAACGUUUGGGGUGGAAGAUAAACACCCUUGUCAGAACGUUGAGCACGUGGUAAUUCCGCCGUAUGUUUCGCCGGAAAGUGUACGGACGACGCUGGAGAAGACGGCGUUAAAUGGCCGCCGUGACAUUUUCGCGUUUUUUAGGGGUAAAAUGGAAGUUCAUCCGAAGAACGUUAGCGGCCGUUAUUACAGCAAGCGCGUGAGGACGAUGAUAUGGCAGAGAUACGGCGGCGACCGGCGGUUCUAUCUCCGGCGGCGGAGAUUCGCCGGUUACCAGUCGGAAAUCGUACGGUCGAAGUUUUGUCUAUGUCCUUUGGGGUGGGCCCCCUGGAGCCCCCGGCUGGUGGAAUCGGUGGCGCUCGGCUGCGUGCCGGUGAUCAUAGCGGACGGAAUCCGGUUGCCGUUCCCCGCCGCCGUGCCGUGGGCGGAGAUCUCGCUGACGGUGGCGGAGCGCGACGUGGGCCGGCUGGGGAAGGUCCUGGACCACGUGGCGGCGACGAACCUGACAGUAAUACAGAGGAACUUGCGGGACCCGGAGGUCCGGAAGGCGCUGAUGUUCAACGACCCGAUGGUGAAGGGGGAUGCCACGUGGCAGGUCCUAGUGGCCCUAUCUGCCAAGCUGGAUAGGUCCCACAAGAGGCUUUCUAGCGAAUGAGCGAGGGACACGUGGCAUUACGUUGGGCGGCGCUGUCUUGACGUGUAUGGGAAGGAUAUAGAGUUGGAGACAGCUGGAAAUUGAAGCGUAUGGGAAUGUCCAACUGGGCCCUAUGGGUGACGUGGCGCGAUGUGAUUGGGCGGUUUUUUUCUCUGACUGUGGGUAGUGGGUCGUCACGGGUCAUAUGUUGCAAUUACAUGUGAGGGAAGGUGCACAGUGUUGGGAUAUUUCAGUAAUUGAGGGGGGACCGGGUGUGGUGCUCCCGGUCCACAUGGACCACCGCGGUUGAGCUGAGCUCGGGUAUUCAUAUUCAUAUUUCAUUUAUUAUUUUAAUGUUAAAUUACAAAUAUUGAAUUUGGAAUUUGUUGUUUAUAAAUGAAUGGGAAAAAGGGACAACAUGUGGGCAGCUGUGUGAUGUGUCAGAACUCAGACCAGACCGGCUUUUAAUUUCACAAAUGGACUUUGUCA